Messenger RNA from Solanum lycopersicum (tomato), 1616 nucleotides. RefSeq names its product F-box protein SKIP24. NCBI's taxonomy places the organism in Eukaryota, Viridiplantae, Streptophyta, Magnoliopsida, Solanales, Solanaceae. The record is from RefSeq and is a predicted model, not a curated record. Gene Ontology annotation, molecular function: protein binding.
UAGUGAGGUUUUAUAAUAUAGUUUAUGUUUUAUGUGAUAAAUUGUCUCCCCCUUCUAAAAUUGAACAUCAAACAUAACCGGGCCGGGUUUGCUGAACAUGUCGGCGUCGGAUUCAGCUCUGCCGGAGGAGCUAUGGAGGCGAAUCCUUGAAAUCGGAAUUGAAUCCUCCAACUUCAACUACAAAGAUCUUUGUUGUCUCUCCAUAACUUGCACCCUCCUCAAUCGACUCUCCUCCGAUGAUUCUCUCUGGUCCUCGUUGUUCUUCGCCGAUUUUCCCCAAUAUCAACAACCUUCAUCUUCAUGUUCUGUUUCCAGCAAAUGGCUCUACAAAAUUAGAUACGAAAAAGUUCGAGAACAGAAGCUUUUGGCCCAUAGAAGGGCUGUUUUGAGAAUUCAGAGUGAAAUUAAUGAGCAUUCUAGGAGGAUUGGAGAGAUGGAACUUCGAUCUGCAGAGGAGAAAGGGAAAAUGAAGAACACUGUUGCCGAGAUGUUGAAUUUGCGUAAGAUCAGUCAAGCCAAAGUUGCACUAAAUGUUUGGCAGCCAGAGAUUGUCCGGGGUAAGCAGAAGCAGAUGGUUGAGCAGUGCAAUGUACCUAUUGAUAACCGUAUCCAUGCCAUUGAGAUGGAGCUCAAGCUAUGCAAACAACAAAUUCAAGGGUUAGAGAAGGCCCUUAGUGUUGAAAAAAAAAGGAUGCAGACAGCAAAGGAAAAACUGGCUUCAGUAGAAUAUCACCCCUUGCGGGAAUUUAACUUGACAGUCCACCCGGUUGAUGAAAAUGACAUGAGAAGGAAAAGACUUAAGAACUUCAUCAAGUAAGAAAACUAGGAGUUGAUGCAUAACUGAAUCGAUGAUUUACUCAUGGUUGAGGAGUCUUCACAUUGGUUCGUCUCGCAAAUGGAUGGUAUUCAGCCUAUUUGCAUCUCUGUCCAAGCUCUAUGCUAGGAACCGAUAUUGCAGUUGUGAGUUCCUGUUGAUUAUUAAAAAUAUAGCAGAUCCGAUUUACCUAGAGUGCUCUUAGAAAUAUGUGAUAUAGGGAGGGUCAAAGGCAAGUAUAAGUAUGGACAAUGUUGUUGUUGUCUUUAUGGUCGACUAUGGGGAAAGACUGUUCAAGUAAAUGGUGAAUUGUUCACCGAAGUCUGGAAAAGUGAGCAAAAUGAAUGUUGUGCAAUAGGAAGGGGGACUCUGGGCUACUUUGGAAUAUCCAGUUGAUGCAGAUCGAGAAAAAAAAUACUUUUGUACCUCACACAACUGACACAAGUUAUGUGUGUCUCUUUAUGUUAUGACAAAUCGAGUUUGUGCGAAUCAAAAUGCCUCACACAACUUAAAACUUGUGCAAGGUUGCCUAUGUUUGAAAAGUGGAAUAUGUGGGUUAGCAAAGUUCUUGUCAAACACAGGCAACCCAUUUGGGUCCACGCAAUUAUCAUUUGUCACACAUUGGGAAACCACUAUACUACUUGUGUCAACUGCUGCAGCGCAACAUAAAAACCUCAUGUAUUUUGGUGUUUUUCAUUUUUAUGAUAAACUUUAUUUGUAUGUCGAUAAAAAUGCUAGACUAUAAGGUCUAUUUAUGUGUGAACUGGAGUAUGUUGUAUGUAUUUGAUGUUGAAUUGUGCGA